UUAAAAGCAGAUUUCUUAGCCGAGAUGCGUGAAAUGUCGAUCCUAGACUAGAUUUAUCAAUUUUAAAAUGCUAUUAGGCGAUGUGUUAAACAAAGACGAGCUGUCCUCGCUGGUGAUAGCCGAGUUGAAAGAGUUCGGCAUCAAAUUUCGCAAGGAAAAGAAGACCAAAAGUGCUCAGGAGAAAUGCUGUAGGAGGAUAUUCCGAAUGCCACUGGCUGCGUUGGAGCUGACUGAUGUGGUUCUGGCGAGCGGAGGAGUUGUGCAGAUUCCCAAGUUUGUGGCGGACGCGUGUCAGCGGAUUUUGGAGCAAGUGGAAACCGAGGGAUUGUUCAGGAAGGCAGGAUCAGCCAAUCGACAGAAAGAGAUCAGGGUCGGUUUAGAAGCUGGAUUGCCUUUGGGACGAUUGCAUCACGUUAUUGAUGUGGCAAAUGUGCUUAAGUCCUUUUUCCGUGAAUUACCAGAGCCGCUGAUUCCACCUAGUAUUCAAGAGCCGUUGUUACGCAGCUUGCUAGCUGGCGAAAGAGGCACAAAGCCAUUGCUGAUGACAUGCUUACUUCUACCAAUGCUGAAUAUAAACACAUUGGCAUUUUUUAUGCAAUUUCUUCAUACGGUUUCGUUAUCCUCCCACCGAAAUAAGAUGACUACCGACAACUUAGCAAUAUUGUUCACACCAGGUCUGAUGCCUUUAGCCGAUAUAAGUGGAGUUCGCUUCGCCAACCACGUAAAAGUCGUCAAAUUACUUAUUGAGAAAUCAGAAUUGAUCGGGGUUUUGCCUGAAAGCAUCGCAGAGAAAUUGAACCAUUUGGCGGCAAAAACUCCAUCGGGGGCCGACAAAAAGAAGAAAAAGAGACGAAGCGGUUCGCUAACUCGCAUGUUCAACGGCUUACGAAAGAUUGUUGGAGUGAUUGGAUCGGCUGAAAAUCUGGAUAGCACAGCAGAAAAUGAGCCAGCCACGCCGUGCCUUAGUAAAUCGGCAAAGAAGAGAAAAUUGGCCGAUGUAUCAGCUUUCAGUGCGAAAAAGAAAAAGGAUUUGCUGGCGUUGUUUCCCGAGAACGAAGGAGUACUUCCAAACACACCAUUUUCAGAAAAAGAAACGAAAAAGACUAGAUUAAGUCUGGGUGGUCGAAAAGUUGCGAAGAGCUCGUCGAGUACGUCUGCUAAUGGGCUACCCGUUGAACGUCGUUGGAGUAUGGUUGGUCCUGGUUGGAAUCGGAAAAAGCAUAGUCAAACGGAAUUCGAUCGAAAAGUGGAAGCUUCCAAUCCGUCGUUAUCUCCAAUUAUGUCAGCGCCGUGCAUUGUCGAUGUAGAUAGCCCGAAAGAAAAUACACCGGUGGAAACGUUCGAAAAAGAUGAAGAUAAGACACUAAGCAUUACUGAACCCACGAAUGCAGUAUGUGAUUACGAUUUUGUACGAAUACCGAAAAGCGAAUACGAAGCGAUUAAAGAAAGAGUUUCAGCUAUAGAAACUCGGAUUUCUCAGGAAUUUGGGAGUGUCAGGGACUGUAUUCUACGUUCAUCAUCUUCAGAUUUAGAUAACAGCCUAAGCGGUCCCGAAAAAGUUCUAAAUAAAUUCGAGAAAACUAUGGAAGAGGCAGGAAAUGUAACUUCACCACAAACGGAGCUUUUAGCAAAGCGACUUUCCCGAGAAUUAAAAAUCCGAGGAAGCGAGGAGCAUAAAGUUAUCCGGUCACCGUCUGCACGGAAGAUUGGAACGAUGCGACGCCGCUCACGGGAGAAUGUUAAAUUAGCGCGAAAUAAAACGUGGCAUAUUAGCAACAAAGUAACAGAGGUGCAACCAAAUAUAGAAGUUAGAAAUGGAGUCGUACCAUUUUAUCCGAAGAGCAAUCUUAAGCGAGGAAGGCCGAACACAGUGUUCACAGGAUUGCAUCAACCCGGGUCGAUUUCUAAGAUGGAAGAAGAUAAUAUAGACGACAAUAAUUUAAAUGAGGGAGAAAAGUGGACGUCGGCAGAAAUAUUCUUUAAUAAUACAAAUGGGGCGAAGAGGCGAAGUAUUGGCGUUCAAAGUACUACUGAUGCGAUCGUAGAGGAGAACGCUGAAACAAAUGAGUUCAAAACUCCAGCCAAACGACCGAAAUCAAAUGAUGAGACUCCCAUGUAUAUAACAACUAUCAAUCUCAACGAAGCAAAAACGCCUAUGCUGCCGCCAAAGUCAACUGUUAAGAAGGCUAGCGUCUCUAAAUCACAUUCAAAAAUUGAACCCAAAAAUAUCCAAAAACCUGUUCCUGAAGACGGUCUUCAAGGAAGGGCGUCAAUUGCACGCUUGAGAAGUCAAAAUGCCGGAAUGGUUAUGGCCAAAGCUAAACUUUUCGAUGAGCUAGGCUCCGAUGUGGAUAAGCCUAAACUUCCACUUCGCGCUAACGAGAAUCGCCGGAAAAGUUCAAUUUAUCAGAACAAAAUCAGUUCACAUAACGAGGCUAACAACUGUUAUUUAGUUCCUUACAAAAACCUUAUCACUCAGAUGCCAAAAGAUAGAAUGUCUGAUUUUUCCAGUGCUAAAACUCCUCGUCGAAAAGUCACCCCGAAAAGUCCUGGAUAUGUGCAAAAGCGACAAAUGCAAAAGUUGUCGUUGUCACGACAAGUUAUCCAGAAUCGAGCCACGAUAGAAAAUAUCGUAAAUGAUAUUGAAAAUGUAUCUAAUAACAGUGACGGCAAUGUGAAGAAUAACUCACUGUCGCGUAGUGCGAACUCAGGCAGAAAGUCGAGUAAUGCCGACAGUCCAUAUUGCAAUACGCCACGGAUAAAAAAACCGUUGCAAGUGAAUUCUCCAAGACGUUUUGUAAAAACGCCGCGGGGCCAGUCUAACACGAGCGGGGGACGACGCACUCCUUUAAAGGCAACUCCUGUAGGAACGCGAUGCUCGCCCAGGCUGAAGCUACAAUCCGAGAAUAAAUACACUUCUUAGUUUUGUUGUUUUUAAUAAAUGUACCAUUGUUGCGUACAUUAUUUGCAUCUCAUUGAGAUUGUCGUUCAUUAAGUGUCAUAUUUUAUAUUUUUUUAUGUGUAAGCAUAUAUUUAGAAGUCACUUUAAAAAAAAAGAAAUAAAAAUGCGUAUCAUUAA
Hermetia illucens (black soldier fly) is the source of this 3079-nucleotide messenger RNA. Its product is annotated as rho GTPase-activating protein 11A-like. The transcript has 6 exons. The coding region runs from base 68 to 2923 and encodes 951 amino acids. The record is from RefSeq and is a predicted model, not a curated record. NCBI's taxonomy places the organism in Eukaryota, Metazoa, Arthropoda, Insecta, Diptera, Stratiomyidae. Gene Ontology annotation, biological process: signal transduction.